This is a messenger RNA of Pyricularia grisea, 775 nucleotides long. RefSeq lists its product as uncharacterized. NCBI's taxonomy places the organism in Eukaryota, Fungi, Ascomycota, Sordariomycetes, Magnaporthales, Pyriculariaceae. Gene Ontology annotation, biological process: regulation of transcription by RNA polymerase II. Gene Ontology annotation, molecular function: protein dimerization activity; DNA-binding transcription factor activity, RNA polymerase II-specific; RNA polymerase II cis-regulatory region sequence-specific DNA binding. The coding region runs from base 184 to 594 and encodes 136 amino acids. The record is from RefSeq and is a predicted model, not a curated record. The transcript is spliced from 3 exons.
GCCAGCGCCGCGCCAUGGGCGAGCGCACAAUUUCUCCCCCAGAUGAAAAGUUGUCACAGAGUGCGACAUUCUGUAUAUACAUAGAUACGUACAUGAGAUAUUAGCGAAAACAGGCAGAAAACAUCAUUGAGAACCCCGACUUACUUGGCCGCCCACGCGACAAACCCAUCACCAGCCAACAGCAUGUCAGGCAGCCCCAGUUCACCGACAUCGCCCGCCAAUGACAGGCCACAAACUCCGGGGGAGGCGGGCGCCUCGGACAUGGUCGUCAACGCGAAUGGCAAGCGUCGUCUAACUGAAGAGGAAAAGAGGGAAAACCACACUCGUUCUGAGCACAAGAGAAGAGAGACGAUACGCGGCCACUUUGAGAGGAUAUGCGCCAUCGUUCCAGAACUCGAUAGCUCAAUGUCACGAUCUGAAGCCCACGUGAUUGUGAUGUCGCAUACUUACAUCAAGGAGCUCAAGGCAAGAAGACGAGCGCUUGUUGAGUUUCUAAGGUCCAAAGGGGUUGAGAUUGACGAAAGCAAGCUUAGCCUAGAUGUGGCAACUCUGGACUACACUGAGAACAAUGUGCAUCCAGAAAAUGGCACAUAAUUAUUAUUUGGGGUAUUAUUGAAACGAUUUAGCAGACAGCGGAUCUGGGCCCACGGGACACAGUUGCUUUGGAUUCGGAGCUGGCAGCGUUGGUAGCUCUGUCGAAUUUGUUGGGAAGGCGGUCUUGUUUUUAGCGCACAAUUAUCACUUUCAACAGGAAAUUACAGAAAGGGAAGAGGGU